Folsomia candida is the source of this 1461-nucleotide messenger RNA. RefSeq names its product prostatic acid phosphatase. Lineage: Eukaryota; Metazoa; Arthropoda; Collembola; Entomobryomorpha; Isotomidae. The record is from RefSeq and is a predicted model, not a curated record. The transcript is spliced from 6 exons. Gene Ontology annotation, biological process: dephosphorylation. Gene Ontology annotation, molecular function: phosphatase activity. The coding region runs from base 154 to 1449 and encodes 431 amino acids.
AUGAAGAGGAAGAAUAAUGCACAGUAUGCAAAACAAGCUUGAGGAGAAACCUACAAAUUUUUGUCACGAGCUGCUUAGCAUUCCGUUUUUUUGCAGUUUUUCUCAUUAAACAAUUUUAAUCGGGUUAAAAUUCCAUCCCGUUGUUCCAGAGUGAUGGAAUUUUUUCGGUUAGCAGUCCUGUUGUUCCUGAUAUGUACACCGAAAUAUUGUGCAAGUAGUGGAGUUGAUCCCACUUUGCAGUUGGAGCUUGUCCACGUGCUGACUCGGCAUGGUGAUCGGAACAUGCUUGAUCCAAAAUGGUCUUAUCCGGACGAUCCUUAUCGGAACGAAUCCUACUGGCCAGAGGGAUACGCGCAAUUAAGCAAGCUUGGGAAACAGCAACACUACGCGUUAGGACAAUGGUUCCGAACACGGUACUCUAAAUUCCUUAGUGAAGCGUAUUCUUUGUACGAUAUUUAUGUGGAAUCGUCCGAUGUGGACAGGACAAUUAUGAGUGCACAGGCCAAUCUUGCCGGACUAUACCCACCGAAUGGAACGAUUGAUCCAACAUCCGUUUGGAAUGAAGCAUUGCCAUGGCAACCAAUCCCAGUUCACACAAUCCCAAAGGAUUUUGAUAAUAAACUCCAGCUCUCUGCCCCUUGCCCACGUGCAUCUCGCCUCAUAUCAGAUUACAACAACGGCCCCGAAACUAUCGCCAUUUUAUCCGAAAACGCGGAAAUGUUUGCCCACUUUGCAAACAACACGGGGCGUCCAAUCCGUAACCUGGCCGAUGUUCACUUCCUCUACGAUCCCCUCCUCAUCAAAAGCAUCCACAAUUAUAGCCUUCCUGCCUGGAGCGAGGGAUACUUCCCAGGCGGACAAUUGUUCAAUUUGACCUCAAUGUCGUUCCGGGUGUGGACUUGGAAUGACGAAUUGAAGCGAUUAAAGGGUGGGCCCAUGAUUAAGGAAGUUGUACAACAUUUCCAGGAGAAAGUGCAGGGCGUUAAUUAUUCCGUGGGGCAAGGUGAGACUGUGAGACUAACUGAUACUACUGACGAAUUUGAAGUGGAUGAACGACCAGAGGCUGAUGACCACACCGAUGGUGCACGAAAACUACAGUCAUCCAUCAAGACAUUGGAUAAGCGGAUGAAGUUUUUUAUGAGUUCGGGUCACGAUACGACGAUUUCUAGCGUAUUGAACUCUCUUGGAGUGUGGAACGGACUUCCACCACCGUACGCGAGCGCGGUAAUGUUUGAAUUGAAGAGGAAACCAGGGAGAAUCCAGGGGGAUAAGGAAGCCUACUUUGUGGAGAUUUACUACCGAAAUGAGACUGGACCAUCGGACCCUAACUUGUUGACGAUUCCUGGAUGCGCCGCUUCUUGUCGGUUGGACAAAUUCGUGGAGCUGACGAGAUCUGCAAUUCCCCUGAACUGGGAGUGGGACUGUAUCGAUGCCUCCUUCACGGCUUAAUUGACCACUUGG